Molecule: messenger RNA, 1300 nt
Organism: Closterium sp. NIES-65
Lineage: Eukaryota; Viridiplantae; Streptophyta; Zygnematophyceae; Desmidiales; Closteriaceae
Source: the annotation of a GenBank genome assembly
AUGUUUCGGGUCGAGCACGCGAAUACGAUUCGCCUUUAUUUGUCCCGCCUCCCGGUUUCCUCCCCCCGUGCCUUGUUUCUCCCCCCGCCCCGUUCCUCUUUUCCCCCAGUGGCGGCGCUGAUAGGGAUGCGCGUGGCCUUGGGAGUGACGGGUGGCAGUGGUGGCGCACCAGCGGGAUUGGUUCACUUCUUCAGCUCCCCCAACAACCCCUCUCCUCCCCCCAUCUCUCCGCUCCCGAUUUCCCUCAGUGGCGGCGCUGAUAGAGAUGCGCGUGGCACUGGGACGUUGGCGCUGAUAGAGAUGCGCGUGGCCUUGGGAGUGACGGGCAUGCAGUGGUGGCGCACCAACGGGAAAGUCGUGUGCGGCGCGUGGAUAGGCGUCGAGUGCGACACCAGGGGGAACGUCGUCUCCGUCACGGCUUACAACGUGAUCACCAUACCGGGUCUGCUCCCGAACAGCUUCACGAAGCUUAAAACCCUCACCUACCUCGAUCUCUCCUCCAACCGACUCAAUGCGUCACUCGACCAAUUCGCCCGCCCCUUGCUGCACCUCCCCAACCUCCGCGUUCUGAGUCUGAACAACAACAAGCUCUGGGGUUCCGUGCCCUCCUACCUGCUGCAGAAACCGAAUCUUCAGAAACUCCUCCUAUCGCGCAACUUCCUCACAGGAACUCUCCCCCCCAAGAAAUCCAAGACCCUCGGUACCCUCUCAAUCGCCCACAACUUUAUCCGCGGCCGCUUCCCCUUCACCAUGUCAUGCAACACCGUGGGUAACUGCUUCGAUAACCCCGGGGCGCGAUGUACUAGUUACCCUCAGCGCACGCCGUCCCGUUGCCUGGCCCAGUGUGGGGGAGCGGAGGUGGGCGGAACGGCUGGUACCGCUGCUACUGCUGCUUCUGCUGCUCUCAGUACCGCUACUGUCAGUAUUGCUGCUGUCACUACUACUGCUGGCCCCGCAAGAAGCCCUGCUGCUCUGAUAGCUGCUGCUGCUGCUGUCGAUGCCGCUGCUGCUUCCGCUGCUGCCGCUGCUCGUUCUACCCCUCGCACUGCUGCGUCCGCCUCUCCAACCGCUCUCAAACCCACCAACACCACCACCACCGCUGCCUCCUCCUCUUCUUCCCUCUCUAAUCCAUCGCCGGUCUACUCAGCAGCGCCCUUCCUGACGCCCUGUGGGGGCUACGGGCGGUGCCUGCCCAGUGUGGACGACUCCCCUGGGGAUGUUUCUGCUUCUCUCCUCCCGGCCACGCAGUGGACGUGCAUGUGUGCUGCUGGAGCCACUCUGAAAGACAACGACGUAUGCG